Tachyglossus aculeatus (Australian echidna) is the source of this 945-nucleotide messenger RNA. RefSeq names its product olfactory receptor 10K2-like. The record is from RefSeq and is a predicted model, not a curated record. Gene Ontology annotation, biological process: G protein-coupled receptor signaling pathway. The transcript has a single exon. Gene Ontology annotation, molecular function: olfactory receptor activity; G protein-coupled receptor activity. Bases 1 to 945 code for a protein of 314 amino acids. Lineage: Eukaryota; Metazoa; Chordata; Mammalia; Monotremata; Tachyglossidae. Gene Ontology annotation, cellular component: membrane.
AUGUUCAGAGAAAACCACACCACCAUGAGCGAGUUCAUCCUCCUCGGCUUCUCCCAUCUCGGGGGUAGUCAGCGACCCCUCUUUGGUCUGUUCCUGUUGCUCUACCUGGUCACCUUGGGGGCCAAUGCGGUGAUUGUGACCACCAUCGUACUGGACCGUCACCUCCAUGUGCCGAUGUACUUCUUCCUGGGCAUACUCUCCUGCUCCGAAACCCUAUACACUUUGGUCAUCAUCCCCAAGGCUCUGGUCGACCUGCUGGCCCGGCACCGGGCCAUCACCAUCACUGCCUGUGCCUUCCAGAUGGGCUGUUUUCUCUUCCUGGGCUGCUCCCACUCCUUCCUCCUGGCUGCCAUGGGCUUCGACCGCUAUGUGGCCAUUUGCAGGCCCCUCAGCUACAUGGGGCUGAUGACCAGGGGAGUCUGCAUGGCCUUGGUGGUGGCCGCCUCCUUCUGUGGCUCUGCAGUCUCCUUGGUGGUCACCUCCCUCAUCUUCGGAUCCUCCGUUCCCUCUUCUGGCCACCUCCAACACUUCUUUUGUGAUAUCCCACCUGUCCUGAGGGUAACCUUGCCUCCUGGCUCCCCACGGCAGGGGGUCAUCCUGGCCCUCUGUGCCCUGGUCUUGGUCAUCCCGCUCUUCCUGAUCGUGGCCUCCUAUGCAUGCAUUGUUGCUGCCAUCUUGCGAAUCCCUUCAUCUGGAGGGAGAGUCAAGCCCUUCUCCACUUGUGCCUCCCACCUCAUCGUGGUUACCAUCCACUAUGCCUGCGCCUCCUUCAUCUACCUGAGGCCUGGAGCCAGAGACUCCUCUGGACGCGACACCCUGGUGUCCGUCACCUACACGGUUGUGACGCCUCUCCUCAAUCCUGUCAUCUACAGUCUGAGGAACAGGGAGUUCAGAGUGGCCCUGUACAGAGUCUUUGAGAGGCUCUGUUGCCCUGUCUUAUGUUAA